This is a messenger RNA of Sphenostylis stenocarpa, 1335 nucleotides long. The record is from the annotation of a GenBank genome assembly. NCBI's taxonomy places the organism in Eukaryota, Viridiplantae, Streptophyta, Magnoliopsida, Fabales, Fabaceae.
AUGGAUGAAGAGUACGAUGUGAUCGUGUUGGGCACGGGUCUCAAGGAAUGCAUUCUCAGCGGUCUUCUCUCCGUCGAUGGCCUCAAGGUUCUGCACAUGGAUAGGAAUGACUAUUACGGAGGAGAAUCCACUUCACUCAAUCUUAAUCAGCUUUGGAAGAGAUUCAGGGGUGAUGAUAAGCCUCCUCCACAGUUGGGCGCUAGCAGGGAUUAUAACAUCGAUAUGAAUCCUAAGUUUAUUAUGGCUAAUGGCAAUUUGGUGCGAGUUCUCAUACAUACGGAUGUGACAAAGUAUCUCUCUUUUAAAGCUGUGGAUGGGAGCUAUGUGUUUAAUAAAGGAAAGGUUCACAAAGUGCCCUCAAACGAUAUGGAAGCCUUAAAGUCCCCACUUAUGGGACUAUUUGAAAAACGCCGGGCUCGCAAGUUUUUCAUCUACGUACAAAACUAUAAUGAGAGUAUCCCCAAGACCCAUGAGGGGUUGGACUUGACGAGAGUCACUACUAAAGAGUUGAUAGCAAAAUACGGCCUUGAUGAUAAUACUGUAGACUUCAUUGGUCAUGCUUUGGCGCUUCAUAGAGAUGAUCGCUACCUGUCUGAGCCAGCUCUGGACACUGUGAAGAGAAUGAAGUUAUAUGCAGAGUCUCUUGCACGCUUUCAAGGAGGGUCACCUUACAUAUACCCUUUGUAUGGUUUAGGAGAGCUUCCCCAGGCAUUUGCACGGCUUAGUGCAGUUUAUGGUGGAACAUAUAUGUUAAACAAACCUGAGUGCAAGGUAGAAUUUGAUGAUGAAGGAAAGGUUGUCGGUGUAACAUCUGAAGGGGAAACUGCAAAGUGCAAAAAAGUUGUUUGUGAUCCAUCAUAUUUGCCCGGCAAGGUGAGGAAGGUUGGUAAGGUUGCAAGGGCAAUAGCCAUCAUGAACCACCCAAUUCCCCAUACUGAUGAUUCCCAUUCGGUGCAAAUUAUUUUACCACAGAAACAGUUGGGUCGGAAGUCAGACAUGUACCUAUUUUGUUGCUCAUAUACUCACAAUGUUGCUCCUAAGGGAAAGUAUAUUGCAUUUGUAUCAUCCGAGGCAGAGACAGAUCAGCCAGCAAUCGAACUAAAACCUGGAAUUGACCUUCUAGGACCUGUUGAUGAGAUAUUUUUUGAUAUCUAUGACAGAUAUGAACCGGUCAAUGAACCCACUUUGGACAACUGCUUUAUAUCAAUGAGUUAUGAUGCUACUACUCACUUUGAGUCGACUGUGGAAGAUGUUCUCAACAUGUAUACAUUGAUAACUGGAAAGGUUCUUGACCUUAGUGUGGAUCUUAGUGCUGCUAGUGCUGCAGAAGAGUAA